AUGCAGAAGAGCAUGGCAGGAGACAAAAAGCUGGAAAGCCGGGAGAGGGACUUUGAAUCUACUCGGAUAUCGACAGAGACCAACCUCGCGGAACAGAGGGAAGAUUUGGACACUCGCUUUGGUGAGUUCUAUGGUAGAGAGAACGCUGUUGCGAAUGCAGAAGCGAAGCUGCAACAGGCGAAGAGCAGGAAUGACAUAGAAAGCCAAAGUUUUCGAGGUGCGCUUUCAAGUGCGCUUUCCUUUCUACAGAGCCUUGCUAACGCAACGGGUAGUGGAUACGAUGCCGACCACAGACUCGAUAACGUCCAAAAUCUAGUAACGUCUAUCAAGACGCGAUGUGAGACACUGCGGGAGACCUGUUCCGAGAAAGACCAGAGUCUCACUGACCAGCAAGAGCACCUUCGGAAGGUCGAAGCCAAAUUGGAAUCGACGAGUCUGGAAUUAGGAGACCUGAGGACGAGACACGGAAGAGAGAUGGAGAAAUUCAACUCCCUAAAGCAGACAAAGUUCAGAAAAGGGGCAGCGGUGGAAGCACUUGCGGAGAUGCGAAGAAAGUUCGCUGACAAGACCGCAAGGCACGAUGGACUUCUAGCCAGAUAUGCAACCCUAGAGGCGUAUCACCAAAGCUAUUCCGGGCAACUCGAGACAGCUAAAGAAGAGCAUCUGGCGGACCAAGCGCAGAUAUCUGGACUGCGAUCCCACCGCAUACCGCAGCUAGAGGCCACCGAAAGGGACCUCCGAUCUCAAGUAAGGGAACUCACAGAAGAAAAGAAGGAACUUACAGCUGGCCGUUUUGCCAGCGACGUGGAGGUCGGAGCAGUCAAAGUCGAAAACCAGCAACUGGAGGCCACGAUACAAGACCUCCGAACUCAAUUGUCUACAGCGGAUGACCACGACAACGUUAUGAGGAAGUCGUUCGACAUUAUACUGAACACAAAGGCUACCGAGGCUAAUGUCUCUAGCGAAGCACAUCAACGCUCGUUGCAGGCAUUGGAAAAGGUCCAGGCCGUCAAACAUUCACUCAACAUAAGCCUCAGUGACAGUAACGAAGAGUGGCAGGCCGCGGCAAAUGACAACAGCGCCCUGAAGGGGGAGAAGACCGAGCUGAGAUUACAAAUCUCUAACACCCAACGUCUUCUCACUGAGCGCAAUACGAGGAUCCAAGACCUCGUGUUGGUCGCCGAGGAGACCGAGACCAAGAUCAAUACUUUGGAAUCUUAA
Messenger RNA from Letharia columbiana, 1221 nucleotides. RefSeq lists its product as uncharacterized. The record is from RefSeq and is a predicted model, not a curated record. Bases 1 to 1221 code for a protein of 406 amino acids. NCBI's taxonomy places the organism in Eukaryota, Fungi, Ascomycota, Lecanoromycetes, Lecanorales, Parmeliaceae. The transcript has a single exon.